AUGGAGGCAUCAUAUAGCAGUAAUGCCGAUCGUUUGCAGUACCUUUACCUGAACCUGGUCGGUCAUGUGGUUCAGGUUCGCUUGGUUGAUGGUACAUGUGUGGAGGGAUUAUUUAUGUCUCGCUCAGAUGUGGAUGGGGAAGGAGACUCAUCUAUUAUGCUCUGCUGCACUCGAUAUGUUUCCUCCGCAAAGCAUAAACCGCUUGACCCUUCGUGUGUGGAGUUCGAAAAGGACACAAUUAUCCCAUAUAGGGACAUAGUAAUGGUGGAAGCGCAGAACGUGAAAAUUCGUACAGAGGCACCUGGAAGAGUGGAUGAACGCCAUGGUGAUCUUUCCAUGAACAAGUUUGAUUGGGCCGAUGAUGGCGCUAAUGAGUUGCUGGAUAAUGAUACACUUCCGACUGGAUCAUGGGAUCAGUUUGAGGUGAAUGAGAAGGCCUUUGGGGUGAAGACCACCUACAAGGAGGAACUCUAUACAACUCGCUUGGACCACAGCAAAAUCACAGAGGAACAACGUGCCCAUGCUGAUCGUGUGGCUCGUGAAAUUGAAGUUUCAACCACACGAGGUAUUGCACAUCGCAUGGAACGUGAAGAGUUCUUAAAGGAUGAUGAAGGACGAGAUGAAGGAACUCUUUACUCUGAUGUACAACGUCCUCAGAAAGAGGAAAAGACUGCCUAUGCUCCUCCUACCGGACCAAGAGGAAAGAGAGGUAAUGAGAUGCAACAAGCACCACCACCACCUCCUCAAGCAGCCGCAGCUGCAGUGGCUCCAGCCGUAAAUGCAGCAACCGCCACUGGAGCGGGAGCCGCAUCUCUUGCGGAGGAAAACGCCAUGCGUCAUAAGAGAGCUGAGGAGGAGAAACUUUCCUUGCCUCAUGAUAAUCAUCCAAGAUCUCCUGGAUUUAACCCAGCAGCAACACCUUAUACACCUAUGAAACCUGGUGGUUCCGCUACCGUUCCUGCAGUGGAUUUCCUUACAGCCUUGGCAAAUGCUGUUUCUAACAAUGACUUGUGCUUCACCUCUCCCUCAAAUUGGCCAGGAGGUGCAUCCACGUACUACGAUCAGGAUGAUUCCUCUUACUCGCAGCAUAGCUACGAAACGAUGGCUGCUCCAGGCGCGGGGCCUGCACAACCAAUGUUCAUGGGUCAACAGCCGCCUGUGCCCCCACACCAUAGAAGCUACCAGAACGCUGGGACGAGGAUGAAUCCAAAUCCACAAAUGCCAAUGCACCACAUGCACGCCCAGCAAUUCCACCAGCAACACCAUCAACACCACCAACACCAUCAAGCACAGCAACAACAACAAUUUCAUGGAUUUGGUAAUUACGUCCCUCCACAGCACCACACCCCGCCUAUGCAGGACUACGGCCCCUCAAGAGGCGGCCCCACACCUUCCAUGCGCAAUCAAAUGCGGCCGCAGAAAAACAACGUUGCCCCACGCCCAGAGCCGCAGCAGCCGGUGAGCACAAACACCGCCGUUGCCCCACCGCCGCUCCCCGCCGUUGAGAGCGCCCCGCCCCCCGCAGCCGAAGUGCGUCCAACAACAAAGUUGCAGCGCGGCCGCGGGGCUGCGGCGGUGCAGCGGGGCGACGUGGACGGCGGCGCGGAAUCAGGCGGCGGUGGCGGAGUUACUGUCGCAUCAAAGAAACGCGGCGGAAAGUAA
Messenger RNA from Trypanosoma theileri, 1662 nucleotides. Its product is annotated as putative ataxin-2 isoform X1. Lineage: Eukaryota; Euglenozoa; Kinetoplastea; Trypanosomatida; Trypanosomatidae. Gene Ontology annotation, biological process: cytoplasmic stress granule assembly. Bases 1 to 1662 code for a protein of 553 amino acids. Gene Ontology annotation, cellular component: cytoplasmic stress granule. The record is from RefSeq and is a predicted model, not a curated record. Gene Ontology annotation, molecular function: RNA binding. The transcript has a single exon.